Mollisia scopiformis is the source of this 1698-nucleotide messenger RNA. Its product is annotated as MFS general substrate transporter. The transcript has 3 exons. Gene Ontology annotation, biological process: transmembrane transport. Gene Ontology annotation, molecular function: transmembrane transporter activity. Bases 1 to 1698 code for a protein of 565 amino acids. The record is from RefSeq and is a predicted model, not a curated record. Lineage: Eukaryota; Fungi; Ascomycota; Leotiomycetes; Helotiales; Mollisiaceae.
AUGCAAUCGCUUUUACAAUACCGCAGGCUCGGUCUUGCAGUCCAGAAACAAAUUCAGAGAGAUCAUGAAAAGACUAAUUAUCCCUCGAGUCAUUUGCCUGCAGUUCCAGAAGACCAAGGACAAGUCUUACAAGACGCAACAAAUUCCUCGAAUGGCACCGACUCUGAAGAUGACAAUCCCAUGGAUCUCGGCCGGAUAGGGAGUGUUAUUACUGUUCGAACACAAAAUUCUCUACGAACUACUCUUGGUCACGCUCUAACUGGCAUUCAUGCUCGUGAACGCUUGACGCAUGAAGGGAAAGGUGGGAAAGUCUUCGUGGUUGGUUGGGAGGGAGAGAGCGAUCCUUCAAAUCCACGAAAUUGGAGUGUGGCAUACAGGGCAUGCAUCACCCUAAUUGUCUCUUCCAUUGGCUUUGUGGUUGGGGCAGCGUCUUCCGCAGACACUGCUAUUCUCCCUCAAGCUGCUGCUGAGUUUGGCGUCAGUGACGUCGUAGAAUCGAUGACAAUUGGUUUAUACCUUGCUGGGUACGCUGUUGGUGCCAUCUUUGCAGGACCGUUAUCGGAAACCUUCGGCCGCAAUGCCGUAUACAUUUCAACCAUGAUUAUCUACAUGAUCUUCAUCAUGGCAUCUGCUUUAGCGCCCAACAUUGGAGCACAAUUAUCAUUUCGGUUCCUCGCUGGUGCCUUUGGCGCAACGCCUUUGACCUGUGCUGGUGGGUCUAUCUCAGACUUGUGGCCAACUCUCGAGAAGACGUGGUCUUUUCCCUUGUACGCUAUUCCCGGCUUCGGAGGGCCUGUCCUUGGUCCCGUAAUAGCCAGCUAUAUUAUCAACCUUGGGAGCUGGCGAUGGUCGGAAUGGAUCAUACUGAUCAUAUCAGGGGUAGGGCUCGGUCUAAUCGUACUUUUCCAACCGGAAACAUAUCCACCUCUUCUGCUGGUAUGGAAAGCGAAACAUCUCCGACAGAAGACGUGCGACGACAGAUUUCGGGCCGAGAUGGAAAUUGUUGAGUCAACUUUAUGGUCAAGGUUAAAGAUUGCUUUGACCAGGCCCUUGGUCUUGGCACUGGAACCAAUUGUGCUUUUCAUGACCUUAUACUUGACAGUGCUGUACAUUGUGCUGUUCACGUUCCUAGAUGGAUAUCCCUAUAUCUUCCAAAGGGUAUACGGGACGAGCCAAGGUUUGACGAAUGUCAUUUUCACUGGUAUAUUCGUUGGAAUUGUACUCGCCAGCUUCCUUGUUCCAUGGGUAUACAGAAUCACGAAAGAGAGUUUUGGAAGGAACGCGUUCGUGCCCGAAGUCCGAUUAUGGUUCGCGAUGUUAGGAGCACCUGCUAUUCCAAUCUCAUUAUUUUGGAUGGCAUGGACUGACUUCGACACAAUCAGCAUUUGGUCUUCCAUAAUGGCUUCGGUGCUAUUGGGAUACGGGAUAAUUUGUAUUUUUAUGACGGCAUACAUGUACAUCAUCGAUUCAUACGAGGUCUAUGCCGCAUCAGCACUCACUUUCGUUACCUUCACUCGAUACAUGACGGCGGGUGGCAUGACGGUUGUUGGAGUUCCAUUCUACGAGAACCUGGGCCCGCAUAUGACAUUGACCAUUAUGGCCUGUAUCAAUGUCUUGAUGACUCCCAUUCCGUAUGUCUUCUACAAGUACGGACAUAAGAUCAGGCAAAGGAGCAAGAAUGCCGUGUCUUGGACGUAG